This is a messenger RNA of Argentina anserina (silverweed cinquefoil), 1325 nucleotides long. Its product is annotated as choline-phosphate cytidylyltransferase 1. Gene Ontology annotation, molecular function: phosphatidylcholine binding; choline-phosphate cytidylyltransferase activity. Gene Ontology annotation, biological process: CDP-choline pathway. The record is from RefSeq and is a predicted model, not a curated record. Lineage: Eukaryota; Viridiplantae; Streptophyta; Magnoliopsida; Rosales; Rosaceae. The transcript has 8 exons. The coding region runs from base 97 to 1101 and encodes 334 amino acids.
AGAAGCAGAAGCAGAAGCAGAACACAGAAGCAGCUUCUUUAAGUGGUGAAGAAGCCCCACACACACUCAGCUUCUUAAUCUGUUUGGAUUGUAUCCAUGGCAGAGGUUGCUGCUCAGCCCAAAGAUACUUCUCCCACCACCGCCACUACUACUAGGAAUUCCGAUCCCGACGACAACCGUCUCGUCCGCGUAUACGCCGAUGGGAUCUACGAUCUCUUCCACUUCGGCCAUGCUCGCUCUCUUGAGCAAGCCAAAUUAUCGUUCCCUAAUACCUAUUUGCUCGUUGGUGUUUGCAAUGAUGAUACCACUCACAAGUAUAAGGGGAAAACUGUUAUGACGGAGUCCGAACGAUAUGAAUCUCUUCGUCAUUGCAAGUGGGUGGAUGAAGUCAUUCCUGAUGCACCGUGGGUAAUCAAUCAAGAAUUUCUUGACAAACAUAAUAUCGAAUAUGUAGCCCAUGACUCUCUACCUUAUGCUGAUGCAAGUGGAGCAGGAAAGGAUGUAUAUGAAUUUGUCAAAGCAGUUGGCAGGUUUAAGGAGACUAAAAGAACUGAAGGGAUAUCGACAUCAGACAUUAUAAUGAGGAUUGUAAAAGAUUAUAACCAGUAUGUGUUGCGUAACUUGGAUCGUGGGUAUACUAGAAAAGAGCUUGGAGUUAGUUUCGUGAAGGAAAAACGAUUGAGGGUGAACAUGAGAUUGAAGAAGUUACAGGAGAAAGUGAAGGAACAACAAGAAAAAGUUGGAGAAAAGAUUCAAACAGUUGCUAUGCAUCGUAAUGAAUGGGUAGAAAAUGCUGAUCGCUGGGUUGCUGGAUUUCUUGAGAUGUUUGAAGAAGGUUGCCAUAAAAUGGGCACUGCCAUUAUAGAUAGAUUUCAAGAGCGAUUGAGAGGGCAGCAGUCAGCAGGUCUGCUGGAGAAUGGUCAGGAGAUUACCGAUGAUGAUGCUGAAGAAUAUUACGAUGAUGAAGAUGAAGAGGAUUAUGAUGAGGAAGAAUAUUAUGACGAUGAAGAGUAUUAUGAAGAGGUAUAUGGGAAAGACUCAAAUAAUGAGAGAGAGGGCAGUGGUAACGGACAGAGUCAGAAAGAAAAAGAGGAGAAAUAAAAUAGUGACAAAGAAAAGAAGUAGGGGACUCUUUUCCAUGCUUGCAGUAUAUAUUGGUUGCUGAACUGUCACUGCUUGUUCAUGAAGUUCUGUAAACUACUAUACGAUUUCUUUUUGGUGGUGAGACAUGAUUUCCUGAAUUUACACUGGGAAGCACCAGUCACUAAAAAUACUUGUGGUGUAAUUUCAGCCUUUAAUCCCCAGACUUCAGUCUGGUUAGAGUA